Messenger RNA from Mangifera indica (mango), 1594 nucleotides. RefSeq names its product probable disease resistance protein At1g61310. Gene Ontology annotation, molecular function: ADP binding. The record is from RefSeq and is a predicted model, not a curated record. The transcript has 2 exons. Lineage: Eukaryota; Viridiplantae; Streptophyta; Magnoliopsida; Sapindales; Anacardiaceae. The coding region runs from base 490 to 1539 and encodes 349 amino acids.
UGAGGGUCUUCUACAAUCCUCUGUUCACAUGGCAAGUUUCCACAAUCAAUCAAUUGAAUUUGGUGGAAAUUUCUUUCAUAGAUGAAUCAUUCACGCUAAAGAUAUAAGCAAUUAAUUCUUCUUCACUGUCAACUCUCUUCAUCAUCUUUAUCUUUCUUCUCUCUCAAUAAUUCAGAAAUACUUUCACUCACAAACCUCUCUGAAACUAGUUCCUCUGAUUUCUUCAGUUUGCACCUUGGUUGUCCUGUUACUUUCUCUCUUUUACUUUCUUUAUUUCAGAAUCUUUUGGCCCUAUUUCCAGUUCUUUAUUCUUUUUUCUGUUUCAGUAUUUCUAAUUCCUACAACAACAAAAAAAAACCUGUUUGCUUUCGUUUAUUUCUCGAUUACUAGAAAGAAUUAUCAUUUCUUGUAUUUGUUGUUAAUUUCGGUGUCUUUUAAUUAUUUUCAUUUGCUUUACUUCUCUUCUGAGUUUUUCAAACUUCAAAAAAAAUGGUUGAUGUUGCUGGGAGUGUCGGGGGUGUGAUGAGUCCUGUCCUUCAAGUUGGUCAGUGGUUGGCUGCUCCGAUUUGGCGUCAAUUUAAGUACUUGUUCAACUACAGGAGCAACUUUAACAGUCUCCAAGAACAAGUUGAUAAGCUGAAGAAUACAAGAGACGAAGUUCAACAUAAGGUCACUGCAGCUGAAAGAAAUGUGGAAGAAAUCAAACAAAAUGUUAAGAACUGGCAGGAGGUUGUGGAGAAGACGAUUACUAAAGCAGAGCAGUUGAUUCAACAGAAUGCAAACAACCCUCGAUGUUUCAAGGGAUUGUGUCCCAACUUCAUCAUUUACUACAAACAAAGUAAGAAAGCAUUCAAAUUAAAACGGGAUGAUAUUGAUCCACUUCUUCAGCAAGAAAGGGAAUUGGGACCAGUUUCCAAUCCCAGUAAUCCACGGGAGAUCUGGCUUAGAACUAGUGAAGAUUACUUGACUUUUGAAUCAAGAAACUCCACUAUGAAGAAUGUAUGGGCUGCUUUAAAUGAUGAGAGUGUCUUCAUGAUUGGUGUUUACGGGAUGGGUGGUCUUGGUAAGACCACUCUUGUGCAAGAAAUUGGUAGGAAAGCCGAGAAGGAAAAGCUCUUUGAGGAGAUUGUUUUUGUAGAGGUUUCAGAAUCUCCUGAUAUAAAGAAGCUUCAAACAACAAUUGCAGACAAAUUGAAGCUGAAAUUCGAAAAUGAAAGUGAAAUGGCAAAUAAGCUAUAUUCAAGAAUGGAGAAGAAGAAUAUCCUUUUAAUUCUAGAUAAUAUUUGGAAACCUGUAGAACUUGAUAAGAUGGUAGGAAUUCCUUGUGGAGCUGAUCGUGGAAGAAAUAAGCUUCUGUUCACAACAAGAAAUGUAGAUGUGUUGGAGAAAAUGGGGUCCACAAAAAAUUUUGGAAUGGGCUUUCUAAAGGAUGAUGAAGCUUGGACCUUAUUUACCGAAAUGGCAGGUAACUGUGAUAAUGUGAAUAUUAAAAAAUUAAAACAAUUAUUACAUGAAAAAAAUUUGAAUUUCAAAAUUUAGUUUCACUUGUGUACUUAAUAGAAAACAUUACAAAUCCGGUUUAAUGGUAAGGUUU